Messenger RNA from Salvia hispanica, 1836 nucleotides. RefSeq names its product putative inactive receptor kinase At5g58300. NCBI's taxonomy places the organism in Eukaryota, Viridiplantae, Streptophyta, Magnoliopsida, Lamiales, Lamiaceae. The record is from RefSeq and is a predicted model, not a curated record. Gene Ontology annotation, molecular function: ATP binding; protein binding; protein kinase activity. Gene Ontology annotation, biological process: protein phosphorylation.
AUGAUGAUUAUUAACUUCUGGCUAAUCCUAACAGCCACAUGCAUCCUCACUUCCCCAUCAAGCGCUGAAACAGAGCAAGUGCGAACCGCGCUCGCCCUGUUCAUGGAAACGCUCUCUCUCGGGAGUAACAUCCCGAGAGAGGCGAACUGGGGUUGGAACGCGAGUUCCGACCCAUGCACCGAUGCUUGGAAAGGCAUCACGUGCUACAGCGACGGGGCCACCGUCAAGAAAAUCAUCCUCGACGAGCUCAACCUCACCGGGCCCAUCGACGCCACCUCCCUCUGCGCGGCCGCCUCGAUAACCGUCCUCAGCCUCAACUCCAACGGCGUCACCGGAGAUCUCCCGGAGGAUAUAUCAAAAUGCACCAAACUCACCCAUGUCUAUCUCCAUGGAAACAGGCUGUCCGGAAGCCUCCCUACUUCCCUCUCCAGGCUGAAGAAUCUCAAGAGACUCGACGUCUCCGAUAAUGGAAUCUCCGGUGGCAUCCCGGAUAUCUCGAGAAUCUCCGGCCUGCUAACUUUUCUAGCUCAGAAUAAUCGGUUGAAUGGAAGCAUACCGAACUUCGACUUCGAAAAUCUUGAGGAAUUCAACGUCUCUAACAAUGAUCUCAGCGGCGCGAUCCCCGCCGGCGCCGGGGGGUUAAGCGUGUCGAGGUUUUUAGGCAAUCCGCUGCUGUGUGGGCCGCCGUUGCCUAAUGCCUGCCCGCCUCUGCCUCCUCAGCCGCCUCCGCCAAAAAAGAAAAGCGAUUCUUCUAAAAAGGACUACUUUAUCUAUUCCGGCUACGGUUUGAUCGGCGUGAUCGUCGUGCUCCUCAUCGCCUUCAAACUCAUGAAGAAGAAGGCGAGGAGAGAGAAGAAAGAUGCGGCGGCGAAGGGGUUCGGAUUCCGGAGAGACAGUGGGCACGACAAGAUCAGCGGAUCGUCGAGCGAUUCGAAGGCGGGAGGCGGGAACAGGUCGGAGUUCUCGAUAACUCCGGAGAGUGGGAAGAAUUCGUCGUCGCUGACUGUAUUGUCUAGCCCUCUGAUGAAUGGUCUGAAAUUCGAGGAUUUGCUCCGGUCGCCGGCGGAGAUGAUCAGCCGCGGCAGGCACGGGAGCCUGUACAAGGUGACGGUGGACGAGGGCGUGAAUUUGGCGGUGAAGAGGAUUAGGGAUUGGGAGAUUGGGAGAAAUGAAUUCAAGAUGAGAAUGCAGAGGAUUGAUGAGUUUAGGCAUCCGAAUGUGAUGCCGAUUGUUGCAUUCUAUUGUUCUAGGCAGGAGAAGCUCUUGGUGUAUCAUUUUCAAGAAAAUGGCAGCCUCUUCAACCUCCUUCAUGGACCUGCAAACAGUGAGAGCUUCGACUGGGGAAGCAGGCUAAACCUGGCGGCGAAAAUUGCGGAAGCGCUAGCGUACAUGCACCAAGGGCUGAAGGGAGAUGGAAUUGUGCACGGGAACUUGAAAUCCUCCAACAUAUUUCUGAGCAAGGAGAUGGAGCCCCUGAUCAGCGAGUACGGGCUGCAGGCAGGGGUCGGGAUCCACGACGAGUCUAUGGAAACGGACGUUUCGAGUAUGGGGAUUGUGCUGCUGGAGCUCCUGACGGGGAAGGUGGUGCAGAACAACGGGAUGGAGCUGGCGCGGUGGGUGAACUCGGCGAUAAGGGAGGAGUGGACGGUGGAGGUGUUCGAUAAGGCGCUGGUGGUGGAAGGAGCGAGCGAGGAGAGGAUGGUGAUGCUGCUGCAGCUGGCGCUUAAAUGCAUCGACAGAUCAUCGGAGCUCAGGCCUAGUGUUGCCGAAGUUGCUCGUGUGAUUGCCUCUAUAAGGGAGCAGGAGGAGAAAUCUGCUUCUUUUGAUUCUUUGUGA